UCCAGGGCCUGAACUCUGGAGACUUCCUUUAUUGCGGGGUUUGAUGGCGGAGAGCGGUAGAUAGCGGGGGAGAAGAGUUGUGUUUCGCCCACUUUGGCCAUACUGAACCCGUAGCUUAAGCCUCUUUAGAGACGGUGCUUUUUAAAGGUGUUGAUUGACCUGUGCCUCAAGUCGAGAGAAGAUUUUGGAGCGAUUUCUUUCCUGUUGUGGACGGACCCGGACCCAGUUCUGCAAAUUUUUUUUUUCCCCUCUUGUUGAGGCCGUAGCUGGUCCUUGUGAAGAACCACCAGUCGAUGGCUCUGAUGGAUAAACACAAAGUCAAGCGGCAGAGACUGGACCGCAUCUGCGAAGGCAUUCGCCCACCUAUCUUAAACGGGCCCAUGCACCCUCGUCCUCUGGUGGCGCUCCUGGACGGCCGGGACUGCACAGUGGAGAUGCCCAUCCUGAAGGACGUGGCCACUGUGGCCUUCUGUGACGCUCAGUCCACUCAGGAGAUCCACGAAAAGGUUCUUAACGAGGCUGUAGCUGCAUUACUGUAUCACACGAUCUCACUAUCACGAGACGACCUCGACAAGUUCAAAGGGCUUCGUGUGAUCGUGAGGAUCGGCAGCGGGUUCGAUAACGUGGACGUUAAAGCCGCUGCAGAACUCGGUAUCGCAGUGUGUAAUGUGCCAGCUGCGUCUGUGGAGGAGACAGCAGACACUUCCAUGUGCUUGAUCCUGAACCUGUACCGCCGGGUCACCUGGAUGCACCAGGCCUUGCGCGAGGGCACUCGAGCCUCCAGCGUCGAGCAAAUCAGAGAGGUGGCAGGAGGAGCUGCUCGCAUCCGAGGAGAGACGCUGGGCAUCAUUGGCCUCGGACGUGUUGGCCAAGCAGUGGCUUUGAGGGCAAAGGCUUUUGGUUUUGGGGUGAUUUUCUACGACCCGUAUCUGCCCGAGGGGGUAGAAAAAUCCCUGGGGCUCCAGCGCAUGGCCACGCUGCAGGAUCUGCUCAUCCACUCAGACUGUGUGUCCCUUCACUGCAGCCUGAACGAACACAACCACCACCUCAUCAACGACUUCACUAUCAAACAGAUGCGUCAGGGUGCGUUCCUGGUGAACACUGCACGAGGGGGCCUGGUGGAUGAGAAAGCUCUGGCUCAAGCACUGAAAGAGGGCAGAAUACGCGGCGCAGCUCUCGACGUCCACGAGACCGAGCCCUUUAGCUUCUCUCAGGGGCCUCUAAAGGAUGCCCCUAAUCUGAUCUGCACCCCCCACACAUCCUGGUACAGUGAGCAGGCUUCCAUUGAGGCGAGGGAGGAGGCAGCGCGGGAAGUACGCAGAGCCAUCACAGGUCGUAUUCCUGACAGUCUGAAAAACUGUGUGAAUAAGGAGUAUCUGAUGGCAGCUUCCCAGUGGCCUACUAUGGAGACUGCCUCUGUGCACUCUGAACUCAACGGAGCAGGAUACAGGUUUCCGGCAGGUCUGAUUGGUGUAACCCCGGGAGCUCUGCCUGGUGCAGGGGCAGGAGUAGAGGGCAUGGUGGCAGGCACACUGCCCCUAGCCCAUCCCCUCGCCCCGGUCUCACACCCACCACACACCCCCUCACCCGGGCAGCCAACCAAGGCAGAGGCUGACAGAGACGUCCCUUCUGACCAAUAGCAUCCCAACACAUUCCAUCGUUGCCCCAGCGAUGCCCUUUCCCCCCCGUCCCUUUUUUUAGGCCAUCCAUGCUGAUGCCCUGCUUUUGACGUAACACCCGGGUCAAUCCAGUCAAACAGAACACACAAGUCCAGACGUGACCCACUCAAAAACAUUUCCCUCCCCCUCAACAUCUCCUUCCCUUUCUUUGUUGUCGUAUCCGUUUAUGUUUUCACCUGUGCAGCAAGCAAUAACUCUCUUUCUCAAGGAUUCAGUAAUUGGGUUGUUUUUGGUAGAAUUAGUAAACCCCUUUUUAUUUUUUAUGCCUUUUUGAAUCUGGACUAGUUGGAGUUUGUUUCUGAGUAGCGUGUCUUCUACCUGCCUUCUGUCUCUCCAGCCGAUUUAACAGUAUAGUAAGGAACACGUGAAUUUUUCUUUCUUUUUUUUUCUUCUUCAACCUUGCAAGCAUAAAUUAGUGAUUUUUUUUUUUUUUUUUUUUAAACCAUAUGUUUGACCCUUGAAGCAAAGUGGAAAAGCUGGUUAAAGUCAUUGAAUUUCUUUUUGACCGCAGUUCCAACAGACAGCCACCAAUAGCCACACCUUUCACAACCGGAAUAGAGUGAUGAGAGAAACAAUGUGUCAUCUGUCUUUGCCUGACAGUAACUCAGUGGCGAUCUUGGACACUUUGGGUUCCACUUUUCUCUUCAUAUUGAGGACAUCGUGUCCAUCCUGUCCUUCUGAAGUAGGACGAACUCUCAUUUCCUGUAAAGCUUGUUGGGUAUCUGUUCAGUCAUAUGCUUCUCUGUAUCAGUAAUGUAUGGAUCAAUGAUGCAUCGGUCUCUGUAAGAGCAUCAUAAAUAUGGCGUUUGUGUACAGCUUUUUAUCGACGUCCGAUCACCUUUCCACUUCCGCAGAGUGAAAUCUCUUCGACUUUACCGGUGUAGAUGUAUGAAAUCUCUAUUUUGUGUGUGUGCAUCUCUGAACUUCACAAUGAUUUAUGAUUCUCUUAUAAAGACCAUGUGAUUGGGAAUAUUCAGAAAGCCGUGUUACACUUAAUCUGUCCUUUCUUUCACUGUUAAUUUUAUUAAAACUGAGGGGGAAAAUUGGAAGAACGUUUUCAAGUGUCUUAAAAAGGCCGGUUGUUCCACUUACAGGUUUUUACAUUAUUUCAUUUUCCAGGUAGGAUUUUGUUAAUGUGUUUUUUUUUUAAUUUUUAUUUUUUAUUUUUAUUAGUAGUAAGUAGUAUUAUUUUGGGACUCGUGCUCUCUUCUAAAGCAUACACAGAUCGUCCACCUUGAUAUGCCCAGCUCCUUUGUUUUUCUUAUCUUUCCAUACUUCCUGGAUGUGCCUCCCUGGGUGGAUCAGCUUUUUCACAAUGACCUUUGUUCGUGAUUCCUUUUAUCUCUGAUGGUCCUUCCUUCUGCUCCUGCUCUUCCCAGAACAUCACUGUGUAAGGAGUCAGGCUGCUCUCACCCUGCCAGGUGCUUGAGUGAAGAUGAUAUAUAUAUAUAUAUAUAUACACACACACGCAUGCUUCUAAAGCUGUUGUCUUGAAUAGCUUCUCUUCAGCUAGGGGUUUGCAGACAUGCAGAGAUCUUGGGUGUUAUUUCCCCCCCCCCCCCCCCCCCCCCCAUUCAUCUUUUGCCUACAGACCUCUGUAGUAACAUGAUAUGGCCAUUAGAGGUCAAUGACGGUGUACAUCGGAGUCCAAUCCUGUCUCAGCAUUUCAUUUUCCCAGCUGCAUUUCAGUCAUGCAGCUGUCGUUGCUCAGAAACGAUCAAUGCUUUUUGUCUAAUAUGGAAGGCCGUCAGAACCAGACUUCUUCACUUCAUCCAUCAGCAGACCGUAUGGCUGACUUCCAAAGAUUCAGGACGGAGCCGUGGCAGGAGUGCAAUCUGUCCCUUUAUCAGUCAGAAGUGCAAAACUCAAGACGUCAGUGUUAACCGUUUUUCUUUAUUUGCCUUCUCUUUCUUCCUGACUCUGUACUCAACAUAAGGAGCACAGUGGGGUUUGGAUGGAGCUAGUUCACUGACAAACCAGUCAUUUUCCAAAGGGGGUUGUCCGAUCAUCCCCUGAAACGAGUAUCUUGUAUGAAAAGUGUUCCGUGUCAAGGGAAACCAUUUCUAGUACCUCAGUAACAGAUAUUGAAUGUAUGAUCUACUUGUUCUUUGUUUUGUACAGCUUCUUUUUAGACGCGUUUUUCGAGGUUAUCCGGCACGUCUAACAAGGAUAUUCCCCUCCAUUUGCUUUAGCAUAGGCUAGCAUCUGGUAGUUUGAGUUAGUUGGUUUGAAUUGCAGGCUUUUAUGUUCGAGCUUUCCCUUUGUUUGUCUCCGAUUCAUUAUGAAUGAGCACAAAUCUGCAUCGCCGUUCAGUUACUGUAGGGAGUGUAUAUGUAUCGAUGAGGGAGUUGUAAGAUGGAUUUGGGGUCUGGUUGCGAAUAAACUAGGUGAUAGCACAUUUAGAAAUAAACUCUUAGAAUGGUUUAAGAGCGUAUCAUAGAUGUUGGUUAUGGCGAAGAUCCCCCCCCCCCCCCCAUUCUGAAUUUUUUUAUUUUUGGAAAAAUCCAACAAAGAUUGGAACUAAACUAGUGUUUGUGCAUGAAAUGUCUGUUACCGUGCAAUUUAAUCCUGCUUUUUAAUUGUGCAUUUCUAUCUAGUUAGCCCUUGAUUGACUGACUGACUGUUCUCAUGGAAUAGACCGUCACUCAUGAGCUUGAACCAAGAUGUCAUGCUAGUUUUGGUAAUUUGGUGUCGUCUCCUCUUCUGUCCCCUUUUCUGUCUUUACAAAAAGUUCGAGCUGUACUUUUCAACCUUUUUUUUUUCCCCUUUUGAUGUGCUUCAUAUUUUUGGACGUUUAUAAUUUUCUUCAGUCUUGAACAUCACAGCAGUGUGUUUUUAUAUUCUUCAGUGUUCAUGUUGUAUGGAAACAUUUCAAAAAGGACUUCUCUUCCCGGCGUUCACUUUUAAAGGUCCUUUCCAGCAGCUUGUCUGAAGGGUCGUAGGUUCCAGGGUUUCUUUCACUCGACUAUAGUAGCCUUAAAUUCAUACACACUGAUGGGCUUGGUCACCCAUCCCCAACCUGUGUUCGAUAUGAAGAGAGAUGUUACUUUUUAGCCAUCCUGUGUGCUGGAAGCGUUAUUUUACAGAGAACCCGACUGGUUUAUGAAUUCAAGGUGUGAAAUCGGCUCUGCUCUCAUCAAAGCUCCUCUCUCAAACCUGGAGUUAUCCCAAAAGCCAGUCCAGGAAUAGAUGCAUUGGGUCUGGAGCAAUCAUGUUCUCUCUCUCAGGGUUCAAAAUGCACACAUACACACCCUUCAGGAGUCUGUAGGUUACCAAUCUCUGAAACUCCAGCAUGAAGAUCAUUCAGAACGUACUCCUUACAGUCCCUUCAAGCUAAAAUGUGUCCCAUUUUUUUUCUUUUUCGUUUUGUUUCGUUUCUUUUUUUUUUUUUUAAUUUUCCUCGCACUGAUAUCCAUCAAUGAAAGAAUGAAUGUUUUAAUUGAGCUGUGUGUAACCUUGAACUUGGGAAAUGUAUUUUUACAACAUGUGAACUUUUUAUUCCUUUCUUUCACCACCGUUCUUUUCUUUGUAAAUUGACCCCCCACACACCUUCCCAUCACCAGACUGCAAAAACUACAAAAAAAAACUCUUGUAACUAGGCUCUUAAGCUUUACUUUUGCUUUUGUUUUCUUUUUUUAUAUUAGAAAACAAUCAUGUUUGUGAUGGUAACCUCUGAUGGUAAAUUCCACAAGGUAUUUUAAUAAAAUCCUGAAGAUUAA
This is a messenger RNA of Neoarius graeffei (lesser salmon catfish), 5398 nucleotides long. RefSeq names its product C-terminal binding protein 1. NCBI's taxonomy places the organism in Eukaryota, Metazoa, Chordata, Actinopteri, Siluriformes, Ariidae. The coding region runs from base 294 to 1640 and encodes 448 amino acids. The transcript has 11 exons. The record is from RefSeq and is a predicted model, not a curated record. Gene Ontology annotation, molecular function: transcription corepressor activity; oxidoreductase activity, acting on the CH-OH group of donors, NAD or NADP as acceptor; NAD binding.